Daphnia magna is the source of this 867-nucleotide messenger RNA. RefSeq lists its product as uncharacterized. The record is from RefSeq and is a predicted model, not a curated record. The coding region runs from base 1 to 867 and encodes 288 amino acids. Gene Ontology annotation, molecular function: nucleic acid binding. Lineage: Eukaryota; Metazoa; Arthropoda; Branchiopoda; Diplostraca; Daphniidae. The transcript has a single exon. Gene Ontology annotation, biological process: DNA integration.
AUGACUGGCGUAGACUUUGCAGGCCCAUUUCCCAUCCGCGGUCUACCUGGCCAACCGGAAUCAAAAGCCUACAUUUGCCUCUUCACCUGUACCACUUCCCGUGCCAUUCAUCUCGAACUCGUAGAGGACCUCUCCACAGCUAAUUUCAUUUUAGGUUUCCGCAAUUUCAUCUCUCAUCAUUUUAAGCCCAAGAUGGUGAUUUCAGACAACGCCACUACCUUCGAGAGUGCCGCCCGCGUCCUCAAGAAGCUCUACGACAAUCCAGAAGUAACAAGAUAUUUUUCUGAUUGUCGAAUUGAAUGGCGUUUCAUACCAAAGCGCGCACCGUGGUACGGUGGGUUUUGGGAACGUCUCGUUGGACUCACAAAAAACGCCCUCAACAAGAUGCUAGGACGCACGAAGCUCAAGUUCAACGAAUUCUGGACCCUAAUUGCUGAAAUUGAGACCAUUUUAAACGACCGACCCUUAACGUACGUGUCAUCGGAUCUUAACGAGCCUCAAACGCUCACACCCUCUCAUCUUCUCUAUGGGGAUCGUUUAACGUCCCUUCCGUACGAUCCGUCUAUGGAAGAAGAACUGCUGGAUCUCACCUUUGGUGAGAAACCCUCUCACCUCCUGGAUAUCUUUUCCCGUCUUCAAAGGAUCCUGAAUUCAUUUCGGAAACGCUGGCAAAAGGAAUACUUGACUAGUCUUCGUGAAAGACACAAUGUGUCUAACAAACGAUUCGAGUCCACCGUCAAAGUUGGCGAUGUAGUUCUCGUCCACAACGAGAGCCCAAGACUGGAAUGGAAAUUAGCCGUAAUCGAAAAGCUAAUCAUCAGCCCAGAUGGGGAAGUUAGAGCCGCCGAGAUCCGCACAGCCAAUUAA